AUGGAUUGCGUAGAAAUACCAAAAAGAGUUUGGCAUAGCAAUAAAAAUAAUGAAUACAUACUACAAGAUGAUAAAAAUGAUGAAUACAUGCCGCAAGAUGAUGAAAUUUAUAAAUAUAGAUCAAAAAUAAACUUAGAUGAAGAAACUGUGCCUACUGGUUCCAAUUAUUACUCAGAAUCAUUAAUUAGUAAGCAUGAAAAAUAUUCAAAUAAAAAAAAAAGAAGAGUGGCAGUACCACUUCCAGUUUCAUAUUCUCAGUUAAGAAAACAGCCUAUCGAUCCUUUUCAUAAUUGUGGUUUAAAAGCAGCAUCGGGGACGAAAAAUGGAUUUGAUUUAAUGUACACAUAUGGGAAAAAAAAUGCAAAAAUUUCUGAAUAUGAUGAGACUGAUUCGUCUUAUUUAGUUAAUAUUAAUAACAAACAAGUUUUGUCUAAGCAUCAAAAAGUUAACAUGCAAGAUGAAUCAGUUGGACAAUUGAGCGAAACUUCCAAAAGCUUAAAAGUAUCUAAAUCUGGUGAAACUUUACUUCGUAGUCCUAGACACCUUAAUAUUGAAUAUAAAUACUCUAGAAAGACCAAGCAACAAUUAAACAAAAAACAGACGACUAUUACAAAGGCAUUUGAAACUUUUUUAUCAAAGCCACAUAACAUAUCUGAACAGGCCAUUCGUGAUAGGGCUAUUAUUGAAGUUGUUAUUUUCCAAAAUCUUUCAUUUUCAUUUAUAGAAGAUAAAAUGUUUGAGCGAUUUGCGAAAAUUGUAGACUUACGUUAG
Messenger RNA from Dentiscutata erythropus, 771 nucleotides. NCBI's taxonomy places the organism in Eukaryota, Fungi, Glomeromycota, Glomeromycetes, Diversisporales, Gigasporaceae. The record is from the annotation of a GenBank genome assembly.